CAAAUUGACACUUUGACCGCUUACCCCCGCCCCCUCCAUUACUCCCCGUGUAUAAUUAUUUUCGUUGCAUUGCAUUACAUUAUUUAUAAGACUGCAAGUCCUUUAGCAUUUUACGCUUGCAAGUUGCAAGUUAUUUCGGUCUGACCAUUUGAGAACUAUUUUUCUCCGUGACUUGCAAAAUAUGGCUGCCAAUGUCAAUUUUCUUGACUCGCUCAAGGACAAAGUUGUCAUCGUUACAGGUGCAAGUUCUGGAAUUGGAGCACAAACUGCAGUUCACUUCGCAAAACUUGGUAGUCAAGUCGUCAUCACAGGUAGAAAUGCUGAGAAUCUCGAAGCGACCAAGAAAAAAUGCAUUGAAGCUGGCGCCGAGAGCAACAAAAUUAUUUUGGUGAUUGGAGAUGUGACCAAAGCCAGUGACUGCAAGGCCAUUGUCCAAAAGGCCAUUGACUCUUUUGGACGCCUUGAUUGUCUGGUGAACAAUGCUGGAAUUUUGGUGCCAGGCUCUGUGGAAGUGGCGACUGAAGAUGAUUACAACAAGCAGAUGGAUGCAAACGUCAAAUCUGUCUUCUUGAUGACAUCUGAAGCUACUCCCCAUUUGAUUGCGUCCAAAGGCAAUGUUGUCAAUGUUUCCAGUGUUUGCGGAAUCAGAGCUUUCCCCGGAAUUUGUGUCUACAACAUGAGUAAGGCUGCGGUUGACCAGUUCACAGAAAGUGCAGCCCUGGAUUUGGCCAGUAAAGGUGUUCGAGUGAAUGCUGUGAACCCUGGAGUUAUUGUCACAGAGGUCCACAAACGAGCUGGCAUGAACGAAGAGCAAUACCAAAAAUACUUGGAGCACAGUAAGACAACCCAUGCACUUGGCCGAGUGGGAAAUGUGGAAGAAGUUGCUUCUGUGAUCACCUUCCUUGCUUCUUCUGGCGCUUCUUACAUUACGGGCGCUCAUAUUCCCGUUGAUGGAGGCAGGCAUGCCAUGUGCCCUCGUUAGACGGGUUAGUUUGUUUGGUACUUUAGCCUCUUUGGGCUUUUCAAUUACUAAUAAUGUAAGCCCAAAAACAAAUUAGCAAGCCAUUACAUUUAAUUUAAUCACAACAUGUAUUAUAAUGAAAUGCCAUAUUUUUUUCUAGUGUGUAUUUACACAAUAUAUUUUGUUAGACAAAGACAUUGUUGAAAAUUGCGAAAGUGCGCAAUCAAACUGAUAAAAUUAAAUAGCUGUGAUUAACAAAAUUCUGUCCUAUUUUAUGUUAUCAAUAUUAAAGGUUACAAAAACUGAUUAUA
Molecule: messenger RNA, 1272 nt
Organism: Neocloeon triangulifer
Lineage: Eukaryota; Metazoa; Arthropoda; Insecta; Ephemeroptera; Baetidae
Product: 3-oxoacyl-[acyl-carrier-protein] reductase FabG-like
Exons: 5
Coding region: 182-982 (266 amino acids)
Molecular function (GO): oxidoreductase activity
Source: RefSeq, a predicted model, not a curated record